Messenger RNA from Orbicella faveolata, 1291 nucleotides. RefSeq lists its product as uncharacterized. The record is from RefSeq and is a predicted model, not a curated record. NCBI's taxonomy places the organism in Eukaryota, Metazoa, Cnidaria, Anthozoa, Scleractinia, Merulinidae.
AUGUGGGGGCUUCUGCCGCUAACCACAUUACUUCUCUUUACUAUUUUCACGGCUGCAAACUCUGAAGAGAAACAGGACGUGGGAAAAGGAGCUAUCGUGAGAGCUCGCUUAGAGGUGAAGGCUUUCAUUAGAGAGCUAUUGCCUCACUACCAUGAUGUAAAAAUCAGGUACAUUCCAGGAAAAGACCCAACCAUGGUGUUCUUAAAUGCUGACAACAAAGUGGUGCUGGAAGAGGAUGUUGCAGAGAAGAAAAGAGAGGAAAUAUCCCAGCUUCUGGAAACACAUGGCUUGUUGAAAUCAGCAGAAGCCAGGAGUGAAGUUCCAGAGGAUCCAUUUGAGGAAGAACCAGAGGAACCUGAUGAACCAUGGAAUGAGGAGGAGGACAGGGAGGAAGAUGGGUUUGAAGAUGGGCCUGAAGGGCCAGAAACAGAGGAAGAAGAUGACGAUGAUGCUACUGAGCAUACAGAACUUUAGAAUAUCAAAACGAAUUUAAAAAAGAUUAGCAUCAAAGGGGAUUAAUAUCUUAUUGUAAUGUGCAGUUCCAGAGAAUAUCCAUAUCCACCCCAAGGAAGGUGAACAGAAAAUACAUGGGGAAGGGGGAUUCAAAAGCCAAACUUUUUAAAGGAAACUAUGAAGCUAAACUGAAAUUUUCCAGUGGCGGGGAUUCAAACUAAAAAACCUUCCUUGGGAAGGGGAUGGUUAUUUUCUGGAACAACACAAUUCUACAGUAGUUAUAUUUAGAGCAGUUUUCAAAUGAGUGUUGUUAAGCCAACAUCAAAGCCAUCAUUCUAGACAAGAGACAGUCAGACAAUCCAAUGAACCAAUCAAAACACCAAGCAAAUUUACUUAGCUGAUGGGAAGUGCUGCAAAAUGUGUGCAAAUGAGUCAUGAUUGGUGUUGAUUUUACUUUUGAUUGGAUGACACAUUGUCAAUUGCUUACAAUACAAAUCCCAAACCAACGUGAAUCAUUUUCAACACUCCAUUGAAAACCGCUCUUUUGUUUAUGAAUUAAUAUAUAUUAUUGGUAGGUGGUAGAUAGCUUUAACUUUACAGACGGUCACAGUAACAACACUUUUUAAAUAGCUGUCGCACGCAUUUGUAUUGAGCUUUCAAGUGAACCCUGAUCUUAGAGAUGUUCAAGAGACAAUGAUGCAGCUGUGGAUAAAUUUUACAUUUCACUCCUGUUGAGAAACCCUCUUGCUACUUUAUGAGGAUGAGUUCUGUCAUGGAAGUUAGAUCAAGUGCAUUGUAACUGGGAUAUUAAAGUGUUCACAAAUUUGGAAAACUUGAA